Cryphonectria parasitica EP155 is the source of this 681-nucleotide messenger RNA. RefSeq lists its product as uncharacterized. The annotation marks the transcript as partial. Lineage: Eukaryota; Fungi; Ascomycota; Sordariomycetes; Diaporthales; Cryphonectriaceae. The record is from RefSeq and is a predicted model, not a curated record. The transcript has 2 exons.
GAUGACGAGGACGAUCUCGACUUUGCCUACUUUACCAAGACGUACAAGCCCUUGUCGAACCUUCCCACCCCUCCGCCAUCCUGCAGGAACUCUGUCUCGUCCAGUCCCGUUCUGGGCGAGGUGGACGACAGUAUCGACCUGGACCUAUUAGGCCCAGCGGUGCACCUCGUCAACCUCCACCCACCCUCCGCCUCCGUCAUACCCCCUUCCGUAUCCCUCGUGCAGACGAUCCUGCGGCGCGCAGACCUACCCCUGGAGACAAUCGCCCUAGCCGUCUGCAUUCUUGACUCGUUAGACGCCAAGUUUGCCCGCAAGUGGCGCGUGUCACUACCCCUCGCAACCACCACCACGACGGCUGGAAGUAGCAGCAGCCUCCUCUUCAAGAAGCGCCACACCAUCACCUCGGCCGCGAGCUCCCUCAUCACCCACAUCGACUCGGUCCGCCCAGAGCUCAUCAUCCUCUCCGCCCUUGUCAUCGCCUUCAAGUUCACCGAGGACUGCCAGGAGCCCACGCACUACUACGCCUCCGACUGGGGCAAGGGGCUCUGGACAUGUGCCCAGGUGAACGUUACCGAGCGGUGUAUCAUGGAGCACCUGGGCUACCGCAUCCUGCCGCUCUGCGAUUCGGAAAUCCUGGGUGAUGCCAUUGCCGAUAUGCGGAGGGCUGGACAGGCGGCUCUG